CUUCCACCCCGACGCGCUGUUCCUCUCGCCGUGCAUUACUCUAGCUGGCCGCUGCCAUAAUCCCUAAUUCCGUAUUUACCUUAUCCCUAUUCUUGUAUCUAGCUACGCAGUAACAACCCCAAUCUCUGAAUUGGGCGGAGUUUCCCCGAUCUGUCCGCCUCAACUUGUCCUUCUGUUUUACACCUGGAUCCGCGCGAAUCGUCAUAUACACCAUGGAUUUCAGCUCACUAAAGGAUCAAGUCAGCAAUUUAACGCUGUAUGAUAUCAAAGCUGGUGUCAGAAAAGUGCAAAAUGCUGUGAUGAAUUACACCGAAAUGGAGGCGAAGGUUCGGGAAGCUACGAAUAAUGAACCUUGGGGUGCCUCCUCUACACUUAUGCAGGAGAUUGCAAACGCAACACAUAGCUAUCAAUUGCUCAACGAAAUUAUGCCCAUGAUAUAUAAGCGAUUUACGGAGAAAACUGCAGAGGAGUGGCGACAAAUUUACAAAGCCCUUCAACUCCUUGAAUUUCUAGUGAAGAACGGGUCAGAGAGGGUUAUUGAUGAUGCGCGUUCUCACGUUUCCCUCCUCCGGAUGCUUCGGCAAUUUCACUAUAUUGAUCAGAAUGGAAAGGACCAAGGUAUAAACGUGCGCAACCGAGCCCAAGAGUUGGCAAAACUUUUGAGUGAUGUCGAUGCGAUCCGCGCAGAGAGAAAGAAGGCAAGGGCCAAUCGAAAUAAAUUUGGAGGUAUCGAAGGUGGAAUGGGGUUGAGCUCAUUUGGAAGUGGUUCCCGAUAUGGUGGGUUUGGGAGUGAUGAAGCUUCAUAUGGUGGAUAUAGCGGAGGGGUGUAUGGGGACGGAGGCGGAUUUGGUGGUAACACUGGAGGAUAUGAAGACACAGGAAGAAGGAGCAAUCGCUUUGAAGAGUACGACGAGGGCGACGAUAUCUCCGCGACUCCUUCUAGCGGGCGUAAGGCGAACACUACCUCCUCUACCCCUAGUCGGCGAGAAACAAAAAAGCCGGAACCUGCCAAGGAAUCAGAGGCCUUAUUUUCCUACAACAGCGAAGAGCCUAUCGCAGACACAUCAAUUCUCGCGCCACCCAAUCAGUUAUUCGGUAUCUCCGAGAACAAGGCAGCUGGAUCUCAAAAAAACAAGAUCAUUACCCAAAGCAACGCAGAUGAUGAUGACUUUGAUGAUUUCCAGUCUGCGCCCUCUUCUGCGCAAGCUGCGCCAUCGCAGCCACAGCUUUCAUCCAUGCCUCAUUCAACCCUCGCCGCUGCGACAACCCAAUCAACCACACAAUAUGCCGCGCCUACGCCCGUGUCGGGUACACAGGGUGCGAACCUGAACGGCAUUGUUGGGUUUACCUCGCCAUCGCCAAUUAGCAAUGCUUCUGCCGCAUCUACCCAACGCCCAAAUCUUAUCGGUACCGGUGUGUCGGCGUCAAUGCAGUCACAAAUACCAAAGUCUACGGGCUACCAAGCGGUGCAACCAAACUACUUCACGUCUGUCCCAGCACCACAACAACAAAGCUCCCAGGGCCAGAGCAAAAGCCCACUAUCAUCCCCUUCUAUUCCCGGUACCAACAAGCCAGCCACGAGCACAUCGGCGAAGGCCAGCGGAGAUGCAUUCGGCAGUCUCUGGACAGCCGCAAGCACCAACGCGGGACUUAAGACAUCUACCUCUUCCCAACCCAAAGGUCCUAAUCUCGCCAGUAUGGCGAAGGAGAAGACAAGUGCAAGCAUAUGGGGCCCUCCUGCCACUUCAACUGCUUCUAGCCCAAGUGUGGGAAACAGUAAACCGCCAGCUCCGAAUCCACAGACCAGUGGGAAUGGGUUGGAUGGUCUGUUUGGAUGAGAUGUUGGUUUCAUUUUUCUUUUGGACAAAAAUGUAGAAACGGGGACUCACGUUGCCAGAUGAGAUGGGGCGAAGGAUGAAGGAGAGUGUGAAAUUGAACUCAAAUAUUGAGAGUUUGAACAAAAAGGAAAACUGAUAUCGACAGAAAUGCGUGGAUAUUUUUUGAAUUAGUGGAGAAAGCAAAAUUUUUACCUUCCAGUUUGAACGGAUACCUCCCUACCUAUUCCAUCCCAUUGACUUAACUGAUUCUUUCUCUGCCUGUCAUCUUGUUCCCAUUUCAUUCAAGCAGCAUGUGCAAUCUAGCUUAAGAAUGUCGCUUCUGGAAAUACAUGUGUUUACUUUUAAAAAUCAUUUCCUAAUU
Histoplasma capsulatum G186AR is the source of this 2199-nucleotide messenger RNA. RefSeq names its product epsin N-terminal homology-containing protein. Lineage: Eukaryota; Fungi; Ascomycota; Eurotiomycetes; Onygenales; Ajellomycetaceae. Gene Ontology annotation, biological process: endocytosis; Golgi to endosome transport. Gene Ontology annotation, cellular component: clathrin vesicle coat; plasma membrane; endosome. The coding region runs from base 213 to 1838 and encodes 541 amino acids. Gene Ontology annotation, molecular function: phospholipid binding; clathrin binding. The record is from RefSeq and is a predicted model, not a curated record. The transcript has 5 exons.